Messenger RNA from Exaiptasia diaphana, 1287 nucleotides. Its product is annotated as protein NLRC3-like. The transcript has a single exon. Lineage: Eukaryota; Metazoa; Cnidaria; Anthozoa; Actiniaria; Aiptasiidae. Gene Ontology annotation, molecular function: protein binding. The coding region runs from base 113 to 1216 and encodes 367 amino acids. The record is from RefSeq and is a predicted model, not a curated record.
UCUCCUUUGCUGUUAGACUCUGCACAUUAAUGAGUUUCAUAUACUUUUCCAUUGUUGCACGUCUUUCUUGUUAAAAAUAGUUAAGUUUUCGUUCAAAUACAUAAAUUCAAAUAUGUCUGCGGACGAAUCUCGUUUAAAAGGCAUUCCUCUUAAUGCCAAGAACCCAAAAAUCUCGAGCACUCAGCGGCUGAUGACGAACUCCAAGAGAAAAGUGARAAGCGCUGAACUUGCUCUCAAAAACCAGAUACUUUUUCAUGCACCAGAAGACGACUACGACCCGUAUUUAGAGAAUUUUGAAAACCCUYUCAAGUAUUUUAAGCAGAACUACAAGAAUCAGAAAAUGGAUCUAACAAAUUGUAGCGUUGGACCUGUUUUAAUUGACGACAUGGCUCAAGCCUUCUUCCCAUCAAUGACAGUAACUGUACUGUUGCUUGGCAACUGUAGACUUGGAAACGAGGGGGCACGCAUCGUUGUUAGAGGGCUAAUGAGUAAUUUGACUGUCGAAGAGUUGGAUUUAUCGGAUAAUGGAAUAACUGUAAGUGCCAUGGGAAUUAUUGGAGAGCUCUUGCAAUGUAAUAUGACUCUCGAGAAAUUGAGUCUUGCUGGGAACUCCUUGACAGACGAAGCUGUGGAUCCUUURCUGAAGUAUCUUCACAGUAAAUGCCUUCUGAAAGAAYUGGACUUGAGUCGGAAUAUACUAUCUGACGGCUUUGGUUAUUCUGCAGCGGACAUGCUUUCAGCUAACAAAACCCUUGAGUCACUCAAGCUAUCAUCCAAUCAGCUCGCUAGUACAGGUCUUGCUGCCAUGGUUACAGGAUUACAGAAGUCCAGACACCUUAACUUUUUGGAUGUCUCUUGGAAUUAUCUUUACGACGCAGGCGCGAAAGCCGUAGCCGACAUCAUUCGAUUGAAUAAGUCGAUAUCUACUCUCGUUGUUUGUGGUAACUUUAUCAGAGCAGAAGGUGCCUCAUAUAUAGCAGAUGCUCUGAAGAAAAACACUACUCUUCAAAGACUAAAUAUCAGUCAUAACUUUAUCCAAAAUGAAGGAGCUCAGUUGCUUCUUCGCUCAAUUUCAUAUUGCGUCAAUACUUCUCUUAAAGAAUUGGAUUUGAACGGGACACUAGUUAACGCUGGUUUUGUCAAYUAUGUGAAAAAAGAUCUACACGAAAAAUUCCCUAAUCUUAAGGUGUUGCGUUACACAGAAUUUAGGSAGUAACGCAUAAGGUAGCGUGACGGAUUAACUUCGACAGUUUAGUUGGAAAUGCAUUGUUUGUCUAGCACAGUCAA